This is a messenger RNA of Neogale vison (American mink), 4452 nucleotides long. RefSeq names its product serine/threonine kinase 36 (gene STK36). NCBI's taxonomy places the organism in Eukaryota, Metazoa, Chordata, Mammalia, Carnivora, Mustelidae. The transcript has 27 exons. The record is from RefSeq and is a predicted model, not a curated record. Gene Ontology annotation, cellular component: cytoplasm. Bases 241 to 4194 code for a protein of 1317 amino acids. Gene Ontology annotation, molecular function: ATP binding; protein kinase activity. Gene Ontology annotation, biological process: protein phosphorylation.
UCGGCCUGAGGAGCUUGAAGCUCCUAGGCUGGGGGUGAGAGAGGGGCUCCGGUCUGCGAAGUGCGCGGUCAGGGGGCGUGGGAGGGGGUGCUGAGGAGCCUGGAGGUGUCAGGAGCUUGGGAGAGGCUGGAAGAAGCGGAGUCCGUAGGCCUCCUAGAUGUGUGGAACUGUCCCCGGGAGCUGUAGCCCUUCACCACCAUCUCUACCUCCUUCCUUCUGAGGGAGCCUGAAACUUCUGUCAUGGAAAAGUACCACGUGUUGGAGAUGAUUGGAGAAGGCUCCUUUGGGAGGGUGUACAAGGGUCGAAGAAAAUACAGUGCUCAGGUGGUGGCCCUGAAGUUCAUUCCAAAACUGGGACGCUCAGAGAAGGAGCUGAGGAACCUGCAACGAGAGAUUGAAAUCAUGCGGGGUCUGCGGCAUCCCAACAUUGUACAUAUGCUUGACAGCUUUGAGACAGACAAAGAGGUGGUAGUGGUGACAGACUACGCUGAGGGAGAGCUCUUUCAGAUCUUGGAAGAUGACGGAAAACUUCCUGAAGACCAGGUUCAGGCCAUUGCCGCCCAGUUGGUGUCCGCUCUGUACUAUCUGCAUUCCCACCGCAUUCUCCACCGAGACAUGAAGCCUCAGAACAUCCUUCUUGCCAAGGGUGGUGGCAUCAAGCUCUGUGACUUUGGAUUUGCCCGGGCGAUGAGCACCAACACAAUGGUGCUGACAUCCAUCAAAGGCACACCACUUUAUAUGUCUCCAGAGCUGGUGGAAGAGCGUCCAUAUGACCACACUGCGGACCUCUGGUCCGUGGGUUGCAUACUGUACGAGCUGGCGGUGGGCACCCCUCCCUUCUACACGACGAGCAUCUUUCAGCUGGUCAGUCUCAUCCUCAAGGACCCUGUGCGCUGGCCGACCGCCAUUAGUCCUUGCUUCAAGAGCUUUCUACAGGGACUGCUCACCAAGGACCCCAGGCAGCGUCUGUCCUGGCCAGACCUCUUACAUCACCCCUUUAUAGCUGGUCGUGUCACCAUAAUAACUGAGCCAGGAAGCCCAGAUUUGGGCACCCCAUUCACCAGUCGCCUACCACCAGAACUUCAGGUCCUCAAGGACCAACAGGUACAUCGGCUGGCCCCCAAGGGCAAUCGAUCUCGCAUCUUGCAACAAGCCUGUAAGCAUAUGGCUGAGGAGGCCAAGCAGAAGAAACACCAGAACACAGGACCUGCCCUUGAGCAAGAGGACAGGACCAGCAAGAUGGCUUGUGGCACAGCCCCUCUGCCUAGACUAAGAGCCACUCCUCAGGAACCAGGCCUCUUGGCUGGGAUCUUGGCCUCAGAAAUGAAGAGCAGCUGGGCUGAGUGGGGGGCUGGAGAGGCCCCCCCUGCCCCUCGGGAAAACCGGAUAGCCCAGGACUGUGAACGAAUUCUUCCAGAGCUGAGGCCAGAGGUGGUGGGCCAGAGGAGCAUUGAUGCAGUGGACCUAGAAAAUGAGGAGCCAGACAGCGACGAUGAGUGGCAGCACCUACUAGAGACCGUGGAGCCAGUGCCUGUCCAGCUGAAGGCCCCACUCACUCUGCUGUGCAAUCCUGACUUCUGCCAGCGCAUCCAAGGCCAGCUGCACGAGGCCGGGGGGCAGAUCCUGAAGGACGUGCUGGAGGGUGCAUCCCAGAUCCUCCCAGCACUCCGGGUCCUGAGCAGUCUUCUGUCUAGCUGCUGUGACUCGGUUCCCUUGUACUCCUUCUGCCGUGAGGCGGGGCUCCCUGGCCUCCUGUUCAGCCUGCUCAGACACAGCCAGGAGAGCAGCAGUAUCCAGCAGCAAUGUUGGUAUGGGACCUUCUUACGGGACCUGAUGGCUGUGAUUCAGGCCUACUUUGGCUGCACCUUCAAUCUGGAGAGGAGCCAGACAGGUGACAGCCUACAGGUGUUUCAGGAGGCCGCCAACCUCUUUCUGGACCUGUUGGGGAAACUGCUGGCCCAACCGGAUGACUCUGAGCAGACCUUGCGGAGGGAUAGCCUUGUGUGCUUUACUGUUCUGUGUGAAGCCAUGGAUGGGAACAGCUGGACUGUCUCCAAAGCCUUUUACUCCAGCCUGCUGACGACUCAGCGGUCGGUGCUGAACGGGCUGCUCCACGGCUUGACAGUUCCUCAGCUGCCUUUCCACAGUCCCCCAGGAGCCCCCCAAGUGAGCCAGCCACUGCGGGAGCAGAGCGAGGAUCUGCCGGGAGCCAUGUCCUCUGCGUUGGCGGCCAUCUGUACUGCUCCGGUGGGGCUGCCCAGCUGCUGGGAAGCCAAGGAGCAGAUCUCUCGGCAUUUGGCGAAUCAGCUAACUGAAGACAGCAGCCAGCUGAGGCCAUCCUUGAUCUCUGGCUUGCAGCAUCCCAUCCUGUGCCUCCACCUCCUCAAGGUUCUCUACUCCUGCUGCCACGUCAGCGAGCACCUGUGCCACCUUCUAGGGCAAGAGCCCCUGGCCUUGGAGUCACUGUUGUUGUUGGUCCAGGGCAAGGUGAAGGUUGUGGAUUGGGAAGAGGCUACCGAAGUGGCACUCUAUCUCCUGUCCCUUCUUGUCCUCCGGCUGCAAGAUCUGCCUUCUGGAAUGGAGAAGCUAGGCAAUGAGAUUGCUACUCUGUUUACCCACUCACACAUCGUCUCUCUCGUGAGUGCAGCAGCCUGUCUGUUGGGACAACUUGGUCAGCAAGGGGUGACCUUUGACCUCCAGCCUGUGGAGUGGAUUGCGGCAGCGUCGCAUGCUCUGUCUGCGCCUGCGGAGGUCCGGCUGACCCCACCAGCUGGCUGUGGAUUCUAUGAUGGCCUCCUCAUCCUCCUGCUUCACCUCCUCACCCAGGUGCAGCCAGGGAAGGGCAGCCUGAUAAGGGAUGUGGCUAGCUCAGAAAUGUGGACCGUUCUAUGGCACCGCUUCUCCAUGGCCCUAAGGCUCCCUGAGGAGGUGUCUGCCCAGGAAGAGGAGCCGUCCCUGUCCAGGCCACAGAGCCCGGAGCCAGACUGGACGCUGAUCUCCCCCCAAGGCGUGGCCGCCCUGUUGAGCCUGGCCGUGGCCAUCUUCACCCAGGAGCCCCAGUUAUGCCUGAGCCACCUGUCGCAGCGUGGAAGUACCCUCAUGUCCACCUUGAAGCAUCUGCUGUCCCCCAGCUUCCUGCAUCCUCUGGGCCGGGCGCCUCACGGGUCUGAGUUUCUGCCCUUCGUGGUGCUCUCUGUCUGCCAGCUCCUCUGCUUUCCCUUCGCCCUGGACGUGGAUGACGACCUCCUCGGAGGUGUAUUGGCUGACUUUGUGGACUCAGAAAUCGCAGCCCACCUGCUGCAGGUCUGCUGUCACCACCUUCCGUUGCCUCAAGCCGAGUUGCCUAUCAGUCUCCUCACGCGCCUGGCCCUCACGGAUCCCACCUCGCUCAACCAGUUCGUGAACGCGGUGGCUGCCUCCCCUCGAACUGUCAUCUCUUUCCUCUCAGUUGCCCUCCUGGGUGACCAGCCAGUGCUCACCUCCGACCUUCUCUCGCUGUUGGCCCACACAGCCCGAGUGCUGUCUCCCAGCCACUUGUCCUUUAUCCAGGAACUCCUGGCCGGCUCUGAUGAAUCCUAUCGGCCACUGCGGAGUCUCCUGGGCCACCCAGAGAACUCCGUGCGGGCCCGCACUUACGGGCUCCUGGGACACUUGCUGCAGCACAGCAUGGCCCUGCGGGGGGCGCUGCAGAGCCAGGCUGGGCUGCUCAACCUCCUGCUGCUGGGGCUUGGAGACAAGGACCCUGCCGUGCGGCGCAGUGCCAGCUUCGCUGUGGGCAACGCAGCCUACCAGGCGGGUCCCCUGGGCCCGGCCUUGGCCGCCGCAGUACCGGGUAUGACCCAGCUCCUCGGAGAUCCUCAGGCCGGCAUCCGGCGCAACGCUGCGUCAGCUCUGGGCAACUUGGGGCCCGAGGGCCUGGGGGCAGAGCUGAUACAGUGCCAAGUACCGCAGCGACUCCUGGAGAUGGCUUGUGGGGACCCACAGCUGAAUGUGAAGGAGGCUGCCCUCAUUGCCCUCCGGAGCCUCCGGCAGGAGCCCUGCAUCCAUCAGGUGCUGGUGUCCCUGGGGGCCAGUGAGCGGUUAGCCAUGCUCUCUCUGGGGAACCAGUUACUGGCGCCCAGCAGCCCCCGGCCCGCCUCUGCCAGACACUGCAGGAAACUCAUUCACCUUUUGAGGCCAACCCACAGCACUUGAUCUCAGAUUCCUGCGGUCCGUCCUCCAGCCUUUUUGGCCCCUUAUUGCCAACCUCUCCUUUUUCUACUGUAUGAGACACCAACUCAGCCAAGAGCUAAAGAGACUUAAAAAAAAAAAAAAAAAAAAAAAAGAUCGAGAGAGAUAAGCUGCAAGUGAACUGAUUGAGAACGAAAAACUAGAAGAGAUUUAUGUAUAAAGCUCCCUCCUUUCCCCAGAUACUGAUUUCAACCAGUAAACUUCAUUGAUGUUGGUGCCACA